UNUUUAUGGUGUCACAACUUCGAUUAAAGAAAACCAAAGAAAAGAAUAUUCAUUGGUGAUAGAAUAUGCUGAAAAUGGUACCCUCCGAAAAUAUUUGAAAGAAAAUUUUGAAAAUCUCACUUGGGACAAUAAAUUUAAUCUCGCAUUUCAAUUGGUUUAUGCAGUAUCAUGUUUGCAUGAUAAAGGGAUCGUGCACCGUGAUUUGCACUCCAAUAACGUGUUAGUCCAUCAGAAUACUAUUAAGCUAGCAGAUUUUGGUUUAUCAAAAAGAAUUGAGGAAACAUCUAACCCUCAAUCGAGAACAUUUGGAUUAAUUCCUUACGCUGAUCCAAAAAGCUUUAAUAGAAGUACAACGAAUUUAUACUUAUUAAAUAAAAAAAGUGAUGUUUAUAGCAUUGGAGUAUUACUAUGGGAGAUAUCUAGUGGUCAGCCUCCUUUUCAUGGUAUACCGUAUGAUGUUGGUUUGGCUCUAAGUAUUCUACAAGGACUCAGAGAGACACCUAUUCCAAAUACGUCUAUAGAUUAUAUAAAAAUUUAUACCGAUUGUUGGAAUAAUGAACCUGAUAAUCGUCCAACUAUUAAUCAAGUAGUUGAUGAAUUAAAAGUACUUAUAAUAAAAGAAACAUAAAUAUAAAGGAUUUUCACUUAUAUGAU
Messenger RNA from Rhizophagus irregularis DAOM 181602=DAOM 197198, 654 nucleotides. Lineage: Eukaryota; Fungi; Glomeromycota; Glomeromycetes; Glomerales; Glomeraceae. The record is from RefSeq and is a predicted model, not a curated record.